Messenger RNA from Fragaria vesca subsp. vesca, 965 nucleotides. RefSeq lists its product as uncharacterized. Gene Ontology annotation, cellular component: spliceosomal complex. Gene Ontology annotation, molecular function: RNA binding. NCBI's taxonomy places the organism in Eukaryota, Viridiplantae, Streptophyta, Magnoliopsida, Rosales, Rosaceae. The record is from RefSeq and is a predicted model, not a curated record. The transcript has 7 exons. Gene Ontology annotation, biological process: positive regulation of mRNA splicing, via spliceosome. Bases 82 to 750 code for a protein of 222 amino acids.
ACAGCAAAGUUAACACUGCGUUUCUCUCUUUACCGCGCGUUAGGGCAUCUCGGUUGACUCCAGCUUCCUCUCCCCUCAAAGAUGCCGUACACGAGAGUGAAAAGGUCUGUUUCACCGCAGACCUCUGUCUCACCUGUCAAAGGGCGUCAAUCGAGAUCAUUGUCCAGGUCUAGAAGAAGUCGUUCUAGGAGCCCAUCUGUGGAUGCUAGCAAUCCUGGAAACAACUUGUAUGUAACGGGCUUAUCCACAAGGGUUACCUCUGCUGAUGUUGAGAAAUUUUUUAACAAAGAAGGCAAGGUGUUGGAUUGCCAUCUUGUAACUGACCCUCGCUCAAGAGAAUCUCGUGGAUUUGCAUUUGUCACAAUGGAAACUGUAGAGGAUGCUGAGCGAUGUAUCAAGUACUUGAAUCGUUCUGUGCUUGAAGGUCGACUGGUCACUGUGGAAAAGGCGAAGAGGAAGCGAGGGAGGACACCAACUCCAGGAAGAUACCAAGGCUUGAGAGAUAAACGAGAUGCAGGACGUGAUCGUGGAGAUCGUGAUUAUGGUGAUCGUGGAGAUCGUGAUUAUGGUGAUCGCAACCGUGAUCGUGAUCGUGAUCGUAGAAGAUCUCGCAGCUAUUCUCCUCGUAGGCGGCAAGACAGAGAGCCUCCAUCCAGGGAGCGCCGAGGAAGGUCACGUUCUCCACCAGCCAGGGAGCGGAGGAUGGAUGAGCAUUCAGACUCAUACAGAAGGCGCAGGGAUCACUCCUGAAUUUGCCAACAGUUAUAGCUACCCUUGCCAGGCAUUCCCCCAAGUUGAGGAAACAUUAACUCUGUCUUUGAUGUGGGAUAUCAGGAUCUUAGUACAUUUGCACUUUUAUUUUCCACCAACGCUUUAUCCGUAAUGUUGUUGUACUUGUAUGAAUAGGACCUGUGUAGCUAAAUGCUGUGAGGCCACAUUUGUUGUUGAUCACUUUCUCAGCUUUG